CGCAAGGCGCGCGGUGAGUGCCGAGUGUCAGCAGCGCGCAGAGGCCCGGAGCUGCGAAGGGCGCGAGGAGCCUCCACGAUGUGCGGAAUCUUCGCCUACAUGAACUACAGGGUCCCCCGGACGAGGAAGGAGAUUUUCGAGACCCUCAUCAGGGGCCUGCAGCGGCUUGAAUACAGGGGCUACGACUCCGCAGGUGUGGCAAUCGAUGGAAAUAAUAAUGAAGUCAAAGAAAGACACAUCCAGCUAGUCAAGAAAAGAGGAAAUGUCAAGGCUCUUGAUGAAGAACUUUACAAACAAGACAGCAUGGACUUAAAAGUGGAGUUUGAAACCCACUUCGGCAUUGCCCACACGUGCUGGGCCACCCACGGGGUCCCCAAUGCUGUCAACAGCCAUCCACAGCGCUCAGACAAAGGCAAUGAGUUCGUCGUCAUCCAUAACGGGAUCAUCACAAAUUACAAAGACCUGAGGAAGUUUCUGGAAAGCAAAGGCUAUGAGUUUGAGUCAGAAACAGAUACGGAGACCAUCGCCAAGCUGAUUAAAUACGUGUUCGACAACAGAGAAACGGAGGACAUUACAUUUUCCACGCUGGUCGAGAGAGUCAUCCAGCAGUUGGAAGGCGCGUUCGCGUUGGUUUUCAAGAGCAUCCACUACCCCGGAGAAGCCGUGGCCACAAGGAGAGGCAGCCCCCUGCUCAUCGGAGUGCGGAGCAAAUACAAACUCUCUACAGAGCAGAUCCCCGUGCUGUACAGGACACGCAAUAUUGAGAAUGUUAAGAAUAUCUGUAAAACAAGGAUGAAGAGACUGGACAGUUCCACCUGCCUUCACGCCGUGGGUGACAAAGCAGUGGAAUUCUUCUUUGCUUCUGAUGCAAGCGCUAUCAUAGAGCACACCAACCGGGUUGUCUUCCUGGAGGAUGAUGACAUCGCUGCAGUGGCUGAUGGGAAGCUCUCUAUUCAUCGGGUCAAGCGUUCGGCUAGUGAUGACCCAUCUCGAGCCAUCCAGACCUUGCAGAUGGAAUUGCAGCAAAUCAUGAAAGGUAACUUCAGCGCAUUUAUGCAGAAGGAGAUUUUUGAACAGCCAGAAUCGGUUUUCAACACAAUGAGAGGUCGGGUGAAUUUUGAGACCAACACAGUGCUCCUGGGCGGCUUGAAGGACCACCUGAAGGAGAUCAGACGAUGCCGCCGGCUCAUCGUGAUUGGCUGUGGAACCAGCUACCAUGCCGCCGUGGCCACACGGCAAGUUUUGGAAGAACUGACCGAGCUGCCCGUGAUGGUCGAGCUUGCUAGCGAUUUCCUGGACAGGAACACUCCCGUGUUCAGGGAUGACGUCUGCUUUUUCAUAAGCCAAUCAGGCGAGACCGCAGACACCCUCCUGGCGCUGCGUUACUGUAAGGACCGCCGGGCCCUGACCGUGGGCGUCACCAACACCGUGGGCAGCUCCAUCUCCCGGGAGACUGACUGCGGCGUCCACAUCAACGCGGGACCAGAGAUCGGCGUGGCCAGCACCAAGGCUUACACCAGUCAGUUCAUCUCUCUGGUGAUGUUUGGUCUGAUGAUGUCUGAAGACCGUAUUUCACUGCAAAACAGAAGGCGAGAGAUUAUCCAUGGCCUGAGAUCUCUACCUGAGCUGAUCAAGGAGGUGUUGUCCCUGGACGAGAAGAUCCACGACCUGGCCCUGGAGCUCUACACGCAGAGGUCGCUCCUGGUCAUGGGGCGGGGCUACAACUACGCCACGUGCCUGGAAGGAGCCCUGAAAAUUAAAGAGAUAACCUACAUGCACUCAGAAGGCAUCCUGGCUGGGGAGCUGAAGCACGGGCCCCUGGCCCUGAUUGAUAAGCAGAUGCCCGUCAUCAUGGUCAUCAUGAAGGAUCCUUGCUUUGCCAAAUGCCAGAACGCCCUGCAGCAGGUCACGGCCCGCCAGGGUCGCCCGAUUAUACUGUGCUCCAAGGACGACACCGAAAGCUCCAAGUUUGCGUACAAAACCAUCGAGCUGCCCCACACCGUGGACUGCCUGCAGGGCAUCCUGAGUGUGAUUCCACUGCAGCUCCUUUCCUUCCACUUGGCUGUUCUCCGAGGAUACGACGUUGACUUCCCCAGAAAUCUGGCCAAGUCUGUAACCGUGGAAUAAGAACAUGAGUGCGAGGAGACCAUUGCCACCUUCAAUCUGUUUCAAGACCUGUCCCAAGUGACACAAAGUGGGAAGAAAAGCUGGCAUUCUGCGUGUUCUGAGUAGAUCCCAGUAGAGCUUGACAGCUUUGACGUGCCUUGUGCCCAAGUGCUUUGCUUACAGCAGAUCGUCUUUCUCUGUGUCCUGAAGUCGCCAGAGGAGAAGGGAAUCUUUGUUUACACACGGGGACCAGAGCGAACUUUUCCACUCCCGUGCAAUAGAGGUACAGCUCUCUUCAGAAUAACUGUGAACCUUUUUUAACCAACACUAGUUAGUUUUAAAAGACAAAAUAUUUAUAAUGACAAUUGUAUAGCUUUUAAGUUAUUUUUCUAGUAUGUGGCUUUUCUGUAGCCAAGGUAACUCCCAGACCGUGCCCCCGGCUACCCAGUGUGCCCUGUCUCCAGGCACAGGGCAUUCAUCUCAGAUUUGAGCACCAGGCAUUGCCUCCCUGGACUCCUUUCUCCUUUCCCAUCCUCUCUUGACUGCUCCCGAGUCCCAUACCCUGACUUCGGGGAAGCCCUUCCCGCUAUCUUCCUAUGCCUCCUGUAAGUCCCGUCAGAACCUCAGCCUCCUUCAGCGGUGUCCUCUCGUCUACAGUCUCCGACUCUCCACCUGCUCUUUCGUCUGAUCGUGGUUUUUAUUACAGCCCAGGCAGCAUUUCAGUCCCUGCUCCUGCCCACAGUAAAACGGCUUGGAAGAACCCAUGCAAGAGGGCAGUUUCGAGUGAGCUCCCUUGCCCUCUAGUUACAGGCGUGCACAAUCAAAGUACUAUGCAAUUUUAAGACAAUAAAGACAGUACAAUU
Camelus dromedarius (Arabian camel) is the source of this 2969-nucleotide messenger RNA. RefSeq names its product glutamine-fructose-6-phosphate transaminase 2 (gene GFPT2). The coding region runs from base 79 to 2127 and encodes 682 amino acids. Gene Ontology annotation, biological process: protein N-linked glycosylation; UDP-N-acetylglucosamine metabolic process; fructose 6-phosphate metabolic process. Gene Ontology annotation, molecular function: L-glutamine:D-fructose-6-phosphate transaminase (isomerizing) activity; carbohydrate derivative binding. The record is from RefSeq and is a predicted model, not a curated record. The transcript has 19 exons. NCBI's taxonomy places the organism in Eukaryota, Metazoa, Chordata, Mammalia, Artiodactyla, Camelidae.